UUAACCACUUCCCGUCUGAUCCAUGUAUAUAAAUGGCCGGAGGGGAGCAGGGCAGGAGUGGGUGGCCGUUUAUAAAUGUCCUCCCUGCUUCCCUGCCUGUGUGCACUCCCUGUGCUCCCAGUGCCGAACACCGAUCGCUGUACGGGACCUCUGUAUUUCACACGUAGUAAGUAAUGAUGUCAGAAGUGACAUCUUGCUUACUACUCUGCAUGUGAUCACUGAUUGUCCAAUCAGUGAUCACAUGAUCGGGACCUCGCACAGAGGUCCCGUCCGACGCCAUUUAGAACUAAUGUGUGAGCUGUGAUUGGUCACAGCUUGUCACAUGGUACAAGGCUGUUGUGAAUGGCCCUGUACCAUGUGAACUCUGUGAUCAUUGACACAUUUCACACGUAGUA
Molecule: messenger RNA, 395 nt
Organism: Staurois parvus
Lineage: Eukaryota; Metazoa; Chordata; Amphibia; Anura; Ranidae
Source: the annotation of a GenBank genome assembly